Papilio machaon (common yellow swallowtail) is the source of this 768-nucleotide messenger RNA. RefSeq names its product UPF0488 protein CG14286. The transcript has 3 exons. The record is from RefSeq and is a predicted model, not a curated record. Lineage: Eukaryota; Metazoa; Arthropoda; Insecta; Lepidoptera; Papilionidae. The coding region runs from base 112 to 768 and encodes 218 amino acids.
UUGUCAUCACCACAAUUUCUAAAGCUCUAAAUUUUGAUUUCACGAAAAUUCAAAACAACGUGGUAUUAAAGUUAUUUUCUAUUAUAAAACAUAUAUAAAUUCACUAUCAAAAUGCCUAAGCCUGUUAAAUUACAUAGUAAAGGUAAACCUAAUAGUAUACAAAAAGCAAACAAAUUAGAUAAAGACAAUGACAACAAGGAUCCUGAGGAGGCUACGAGGGAGUUUCAACUUCAACUAUGCUGGUGUAUACAACAGCUUGAAAGAUCGUUACAUGAGAAAAAAGGCAACGAGAAACAUUUACAAGAAGCAUGGAAGGUGUUAACAAUUCUUAAAAACAACAAUCAACCUAUUAUCAGGAAGAGACAAUUAAUGAGAACUCAUUUCGGUGACUAUAGAGCUAAAAUGGCAGCUGAGGAAAAGAAAUUAAUAAAAAUGGCAAGUAAAUUCAAAAUAUCCGAGAGCCCAGUACAACCAAAGGCUACAUUUUUGAGAAAGUCAGUAUUUAGUGCGACUGGCGAUGAAUCUUUUAGAUUUAAUUUUAAUAUACCUACUGAAAAUUUAGAUAAUGGCAAUACUAAUGUGAAUAAUGACAACACUGAUAACAUUAAUAGUACAGAAACAAAUGACAAUCAAUUAACAGCUAAUGUUGCCAGUGUAGAGAAAAAUGAUGACAAAAAUGAAGUAAGUGCAAAAAGUGAACAGAAAAAUUUUAAGUUUACAUUUUCUUCGUCUAGUUUUAAGUUUAAUUUUCCAAUUGAUGAUUCUUAG